Messenger RNA from Sinocyclocheilus anshuiensis, 2530 nucleotides. RefSeq names its product nucleosome assembly protein 1-like 1. The coding region runs from base 160 to 1320 and encodes 386 amino acids. Gene Ontology annotation, cellular component: nucleus. The record is from RefSeq and is a predicted model, not a curated record. NCBI's taxonomy places the organism in Eukaryota, Metazoa, Chordata, Actinopteri, Cypriniformes, Cyprinidae. The transcript is spliced from 16 exons. Gene Ontology annotation, biological process: nucleosome assembly.
UUUACGUAGUGACGCCAGAUGUAUAUGAGCGCACGCGGCGGGAUCUCUUUCCCUUUUAGCGCCAUCAGAGCGGGAGUCUCGCGCUGUUCACUGCGCAGCAGGACCGCCUCAGACAGACCUCUGCACAUCGGGCUCUCGGAAACAAAACGGUGAAACAACAUGGCAGAUCUUGACAAUAAAGACCAGACUGAAAUGGACCCAGCAGAUAUGGAGGAUGUUGAAGAGGUGGAGGAAGAGGAAACUGGGGAAGACAACAGUAAAGCACAUCAGCUGACGAUGCAGAUGAUGCAGAACCCUCAGAUUCUUGCGGCGCUGCAGGAGAGGUUGGAUGGGCUUGUGGGAUCUCCCUCAGGGUACAUGGAGAGCUUACCAAAGGUGGUGAAGAGACGUGUCAAUGCCCUUAAGAACCUCCAGGUCAAAUGCGCUCACAUCGAAGCAAAGUUCUACGAAGAAGUGCACGAACUGGAGCGAAAAUACGCUGCUUUGUAUCAGCCCCUCUUCGACAAGCGGAGUGAUAUCGUGAAGGCAGCAUACGAACCCACAGAUGAGGAGUGUGAGUGGAAACCAGAUGAAGAGGAAGAGCUGACAGUAAGUAAGCAGGAGGAAAUGAAGGAAAAGGCCAAAGUGGAGGAAGAGAAGAAAGACGAGGAGAAGGAAGACCCUAAAGGAAUCCCAGAAUUCUGGCUCACAGUUUUCAAGAACGUCGACCUUCUCAGCGAAAUGUUGCAGGAACAUGAUGAACCAAUCCUUAAGCACUUGCAAGACAUUAAAGUUAAAUUCUCAGAUGCAGGCCAGCCAAUGAGUUUCACAUUAGAGUUCUACUUUGAACCCAACGAUUUCUUCGCAAACACAGUCCUGACAAAGACCUACAAAAUGAGGUCUGAGCCAGACGAGUCGGAUCCCUUCUCUUUCGACGGGCCAGAGAUCAUGGGCUGCACAGGGUGCACGGUCGACUGGAUUAAGGGCAAGAACGUCACAUUGAAAACCAUUAAGAAGAAACAGAAACAUAAGGGACGUGGCACAGUGAGGACGGUCACCAAGACAGUCCCCAAUGAUUCGUUCUUCAAUUUCUUCUCUCCGCCUGAAGUUCCAGAAAGUGGUGAACUGGACGAGGACUCGGAGGCCGUGUUAGCAGCAGACUUUGAGAUCGGUCACUUCAUCCGCGAGCGGAUCGUGCCCAGGGCAGUGCUAUACUUCACCGGCGAGGCCAUCGAAGAUGACGACGAUGACUAUGACGAGGAGGGAGAGGAAGCCGAUGAUGAGGAGGGUGAAGAGGAGGCCGACGAGGAGAACGAUCCAGACUAUGAGCCCAAGGUAUAAGUGAUGUCUGUAGUAACCCUGCCCUGAAGGAUGCCAACCCUCCAGAGGAGUGCAAACAGCAGUGAUGGCAGCGCCACCUCCUUCAGGAUCCCCUACACUGUAACGGCUUCAAACAAACAUAGUUACUUACCGCCUUACAAUGUUUUGUAUUUUUCUUGGUAGAAAUAAUUGAAAAAUUAAAUAAAAGGGUUUCGAGAUUUUUGUUACAAAAAAAAGAAAAAAGAAAAACCACCACACACAACUCCUCUAUCGGGAGCCGCGGCUCAUGACACAUAGUAUUUUACUAGACCGGUUUCUUUCGUUUUCCUUUUUCUCUGUAUAAAUAGUUAGAAUGCAGAAAAUCCCUUGAAGCAUGACACUCGUUUCUUCACCGCUAAACUAGUUGGGUUCUCGUAAAGUCUUUUGUAUUGCUCUUAGACAACAGCUGUGGAAAGACGGUCCGGUUUACAGGAGAAGCGUCCGGAGAGAUUCAUUCGGUUAACCUUCCACGAAAACGUUGGCUGUUUUAGGUUGGGAGGAUGUUUAAAGCUUGGUGGAGACUGAUGCAUAUUCCACAUCCGUUCAGUCGGCGCUCUGCUGCAUGACUCCUUUCUUUUCUGUGAGCACUUUGUAUUUUCGUCAUGUAUCCGUAGCGUUUAUUUUUUCCAUCGAUUCGGCCAAUGCUUAACUUUUAACUGGCUUGCCGUUCUUUAGGUGGGUUCUCUGCUCCACGGAAUGCACUUACAAUGAUCCGAGCGACCUCAUUGGAGGAUUAGACUUUGAACGAGAGAACCUGAUUGGAGGAGCCAGUCUAGCUAGUCUCUGAUUGGCUGGUUUCUGAGCUCGGCUCGGAAUGAUGUUUGUGGUGAAACACCACCUCUGUUUGGCAGGCCUAUCACUGUGAAUGUGUGUGUGUGUGUGUGUUCAGAGGAAGGUAGUCUUCGUCUCCUCUCACUCGUAGCGCAGCCCAGCAGGUCUGAAGCAGAUAGAGCAAUAUUUUCACCCGGAAAGCCCCACCGCCGCAGUAUCCCGUGUCUCGUGGCCCGGCUCUGUCCGGAUCACCGGUCAGUCGGUUAGUUAGUUGUCUGGUGAGCGGUUGAAGCAGCAGGGGUCUUUCUGGUUCCCCUCAGCAGCUGUUGUCAAAGCAAAAUACCAUGCUACAAAAUACUAAUGUACUCAAUAACUGUACGUGGAUGUAUAUUCAUGAAAAAUAAAUUGGUAAAACGUGCAA